GAGUAUAUAGUUCUCGCAUUCCCAAAAAAAAACACGUAUGUAGUUCUCAGCUCCAUAUUCCUUUCAAAACCAACCAACACCGAUUCGUGACUCUCUCUCUCUCUCCUAUCACUCCAAUUCAAAGAUAAACCUCGUUUUCCAGGGCUCAAAUUUCGAUUCUUCGCAGAGUCAAGUCACCAAAGUCAGAAUUUUGAGCUUGGUUUCAGUGAUCUGAGGGUCAAUUGAGUAGUGGGUAUUGGUUAGAAUUUGAAAAGAAAUGAGUUACAGAAGGAGGUUUGGGAAAGAUAAUAGUGCCUGUGAUAGUGGGAAUGCUGUUGAAGGUUCUGCUUCAAGUGAAGAAGCCAAUGAAGCAUCAAAGAGCCUUGAUCAUGAAGUGGCUCACCUCACUAAGCUUAGAUCAAGACCCCAUCAGCAUUUGAGGGGGGUCUUGCCCGGAAAGUUGAGGUUUCCGGUGUCAACACUGAAAAUGUUGAUGGGCCGUGAAGGUAAUUAUUCGGGGCGAGGGAGGUUUUCGUCAGCAGAUGCUUGUCAUGUUUUAAGCCGGUAUCUGCCCAUUAAUGGUCCAUGGGGGGUGGACCAGUUGAAUAGCCCUGCAUAUGUUUCUCAGUUCUCAAAUGAUGGCUUGUUUUUUGUUGCUGGAUUUCAGGGAGGUCAUAUUAGAAUAUAUAAUGUUGAAAAGGGAUGGACAGUUCAGAAGGACAUUCUAACCAAAAGCUUGAGAUGGACAAUUACCGAUACAUCUCUAUCACCAGAUCAACGAUUUCUUGCAUAUGCUAGCAUGUCACCUAUUGUCCAUAUUGUCAAUGCUGGAUCUUCUACAACAGAGUCACUUGCAAACAUUACGGAAAUACAUGAAGCUCUGGAUUUUUCUGUUGAUUAUGAUGAAGAAUUUGGAAUAUUCUCUGUUAAAUUUUCAACUGAUGGGCGAGAGCUUGUGGCUGGAAGUAGUGAUGCUUCAAUACAUGUUUAUGAUCUCCAAGCAAACAAAGUUAGCCUCAAAAUACCAGCGCAUACGUCAGAUGUAAACACAGUGUGUUUUGCAGAUGAGACUGGCCAUCUCAUAUUUUCCGGCAGUGAUGAUAACCUCUGUAAGAUCUUCAGUGACAGAAACUUUAGCAUCAUCGAUAUGCUUUUACAGGUGUGGGAUAGACGCUGCUUUAUCACGAAAGGGCAAGCAGCUGGGGUUCUCAUGGGACAUCUUCAAGGCAUAACGUUUAUUGAUAGUCGGGGAGAUGGACGUUACUUAAUAUCAAAUGGGAAGGAUCAGACUACCAAACUUUGGGAUAUACGGAAGAUGUCUUCUAGAAAUAUGUAUCCAAGGAUUACAGAUUGUGACUGGGAUUACAGGUGGAUGGAGUACCCAGCUCAUGCAAGAACUUCGAGACAUCCCUUGGAUCAGUCGUUGGCUACAUAUAGAGACCAUUCAGUCCUGCGCACUUUAAUUCGCUGUUACUUUUCUCCAGCAUAUAGCACUGGACAAAAGUACAUCUACACUGGAUCUAGUGAUCAUUCGGUCUAUAUUUAUGAUCUGGUGACUGGAGCUCAAGUUGCGAAACUCUUCCAUCAUGAUGGACCUGUAAGAGAUUGUAGUUGGCAUCCUACAUAUCCCAUGUUGGUCAGUUCUUCCUGGGAUGGGAGUAUCGUGAGAUGGGAGUUUCCGGGAGAUGAUCAAGUUCCUACCCUGGUCAAGCCAAGAGUAAGGCGGAGGAGAGCUUUCUACUGAGGAUGGCUCAUUGCUUUGCACAUUACAAGAUGUUCUUGAUUUUAAAUUUUUUAAAUAGUUCUCAAAUUUGAAAUAUUAUGCUCUGUAGUAAAGGUGCAGUCAGUUAACUCAGUACAGGGAAGUUAUAGGUCUUUCUUCACAGCUGUGUAAUGGCUAUACAAAUGUAUAUAUAUGCUCAAAAUCCAUAUGGUGUAUAAAGUGCAUAAACAACGUCCAAAUGAUUUGUUCUUAGUAUUCAUACAUGUUUGCCAUAAUC
Messenger RNA from Rosa chinensis, 1979 nucleotides. Its product is annotated as LEC14B homolog. Gene Ontology annotation, cellular component: Cul4-RING E3 ubiquitin ligase complex. NCBI's taxonomy places the organism in Eukaryota, Viridiplantae, Streptophyta, Magnoliopsida, Rosales, Rosaceae. Gene Ontology annotation, biological process: proteasome-mediated ubiquitin-dependent protein catabolic process. The transcript has 10 exons. The record is from RefSeq and is a predicted model, not a curated record. Gene Ontology annotation, molecular function: protein binding. The coding region runs from base 257 to 1723 and encodes 488 amino acids.